GUUUUGGACGAAUUGUUGACGAUGAUCUCAUUGCCAAGACUUGUACACAGCCACUGUUCAGACUUUCUAGCAACGUUCUCGGAGUGUUUUUGGUGACAUCCGGUGGGCGGUUCGGUCGGAAGUAAAGAUGGGGCUCUUACAAGAGUCGUCGAGGCGCACCAUGGCUAUCAGGCUGACAGUCGUAGUCUACACAAGGCCGACAGACCCGAGUGUGGGCUGAAUCGACCCUCUUUCCUUCACUUCGUCUUAUAUACCUCAUCAUCGCUACUCAGAGCUACUGUGGCUGCCAAUCUUUCUGCAUCCUGCGUCUUCGUCCUUUCCGCAACAGCAUCAGCAUCAGCAUUAGCAUCAGCAUCUUCGUGUCACCCAAUCGCAGCCAAUGUAUAUAUAACGCAACAUGUCUGGUCUCCACCAACGCACCGAACGGCAGCCACGAGCCCUAGCCGGCAUACACUACAACAACCUCAUCAAUGACACAGCGACGUCGUCCGAGGAUGAAGGUCCCGAGAUGCGAGCCAUUGCGCCAGCCGAAGCUCAAUCCCUUGUCGGAGUCAGUCUUGGACGAGCGCAAACGCGUCUCAUCCUCGCUCAGACACCAGCUGCAGAGAAGCAAGCUGCCAUUGACGAACAAGGUGGCUUCUUCGGCGGACCGCAGAUCCAGGACGAUGCGGAUCUGGACGACGACGAUGACAAAGCACCCACUCCACCCCUCGUGGAACAAGAGCGUACAUCGAGACCCGUCACGCGAGAAAGACGCAUGGUAAGAGAGGGGCCGACGACAGAGUACAAGACUUCGGCCCCGGACACAGAUCAGACAACGAUACGACUGCCUUCACCAUGGCGCGCCGGCCCCAAGAAGUUCAAAAAGACGGACGAGAGCCGCUCCAUACUCAAGGACGGUUUCCGUCCACGAGCUUCGUCAGGCGGCCCACCAGGCACAGGCACAGGCUUCAGCGUGGGAACGUCGCUGGAUGGUUGGCGAGAUGCCAUUAAGACCAGCAUCCACAACUUCACCUCGCCCUUUUCCACAAACCACUCCCAAGACACGGAGCGCAACACCCGUCCGCCUAACAGACAGAGGCGUUCCGGCUCCCUGUUUGCUUCUUUGGCUUCGUUGUCAUCUUCUUCGACUACCCACAUCCUGCCAACUCGACCGAGGAGAAACAAUAGCUUUGCUGGCCUCGAGGGCUCAAUCCCUUGUCCGAACUCGACAUUACACAAGACGUCAUCGAAAGACCUGACUCCUACAAACUCAAAGACCGAGCCAGCUCCCCGUCGUCUGCAACAUCCUCAGACCAUGCCAAUACAGAGGGAUCCACCUUCCAACGAGUCUGCCUCUUAUGAUGAGGACCCUAUCUUUGUUCCUAUCCGCCCAGCUACCUCGAAGACUGCGACCAUUCGACCAGAAAAUGCUCUAAGCUCCAUGAGCAGGGUCAAUAGCGGUAGGAGCCACCGGAGUUUGCGACGUUCCGCCUCGGAAUCCUCCCUCACCACCUUCCGCACUCUCUCGCGAGUUCCCUCACUCGGCGAUGACAGUCGCUUCGAACACGUUCAAGCGCAGGUCAACAGCAGAAUGAAGGCUAUAAGAGACAGCUGGCAAGAUACUAACAUUAGACUGCCACUUCUGCCAUCCUUUUCUUCUCUCACCGAUCUGUCUCUCAACCGUGCAAACUCCUUUUCAAAAAAGAACCAAACAUCAACUCCUACGUCUUCGACUAGUGCACUGCCCUCAUCCAACGCAAGACAGAGCGGCCAACUGCCCAGAGCAUCUACCGCCCCGCAAGCAAACAAGACUACCCAACAGCAUCCUCAUUUCUCCAAAGCGCUUGAUGAUUUGACCGGUGAUGUAGUUGUGCUUGGAGGCUAUCGUGGUUCUAUAUUAAGAUCUGCCGAGCCGCCUCACAGACAGCUUUGGGCUCCCAUCAAAGUCGGCUUGAAUGUCAGAAAGGUAGAUCUCGAAGUCGGUCUGGAUGCCGAUGCAGACGAAAGAGCGCAUGAGAAGAUUAUCCCUGGGGGCAUGCUUACCCACAUUGGUCCCGUUGACAUUUCUAGACGACUGUUCAAGCGUAUGCGCGCCUGCGAGAAUGCUAGAAGUGGGAAGUUGCGCGUGCAUGAUUAUGGCUAUGAUUGGCGAUUGGACCCGCUAUUCUUGAGUAAGCAGCUUGUUGAGUUCUUAGAGAAGUUGCCUUGCAACAGACCCGGUACGCCCAAAGAGAAGCGUGGUGCAACUGUUAUUGCGCACUCGCUGGGCGGCCUCAUCACCAGACAUGCGGUGAACCAGCGCCCAGAGCUUUUCGCAGGAGUGGUGUAUGCUGGCGUACCUAGGACUUGCGUCAACAUUCUCGGUCCCUUCCGCAACGGCGAUGAUGUGUUGCUCAGCAGUCGUGUUUUGACCGCUCAGGUAAACUUCACUAUCCGAACCAGUUUUGCUCUCCUCCCGCUGGAUGGCCGUUGUUUCUUCAAUAAGGAGACGAAGGAAGAAUAUCCUGUCGAUUUCUUUGACCCUCAGACAUGGAUCGACUGGCGACUCUCACCCUGCAUUGCUCGUCCUUUGCCUUCUCUAAAUGAACCUCCUCAACCUACUGGCUUGGCAGGUGUUAUGAACAGCAUGGCUGGCGUCAUGAACAGUAUGGUGCCAGGCCGCAAAAACAGCAUUUCUCGUGCCAAGCAAGCACUCCAACACCCUGCCGCGCACGCCAUAGACGGUCUUGCUAAUCCACCUGAAAUGGAUGCUUCAGCCUCUGCUGGCAGUAGCGCUAAUGCAGAGGCAAAGGGAAAUAUCGACUACAACGGUACUGAUAACCUGCCCUCUGCACAACAAACAGAUGGCGGCACCACAACUACAAGACAACUUGCCCCUAACAAUGACACUGAUGGCAACGACACCAACACGUCCAUCGCCACAACUGUCACAAUCCCCCGCGAAGAAGCUUUAGCCUACCUUACACGCACCCUCGCCCGCGUCAAAUGUUUCAAAACCGAACUAUUCCACCACCCCCCUCAUACCGCCUCGAACGCAUACCCACCCAUGAGCGUCAUCUACGGUAAAACAACACCCACAGUCUACGGCGCAAAAGUCGUGAGCAGAGAAGCCAUUAAACACGCUUCUGCCUACGACAACCUCGCUUUCGCAUCGGGAGAUGGCGUUGUGCUUGCGAAAGCUGCCAUGUUGCCAGAAGGGUAUAAAGUUGCCAGGGGUGGGCUUGUGAGUUCGGAGAGGGGGCAUGUUACAUUGUUGGGGGAUUUGGAAGCGGUGGGGAGGUGUUUGAGAGCUGUGGGGGCGGCCAGGAGGAAAGGUGUGGGUAUGGGUGGUGAGGGCGUGUAGAUGAAGAUGACCUAGAAAUGUAGACAUCAGUCGUGAGCUUUCUCUGUAAGAAUAUGGCUCCUUUGACAAUGGUAUAAAUAAUAUCCAUUUCAUCUGAAUUCUUAACUCUGUAAAAGUUAGUACUUUGUCUUGGUGGGUUUCAUUCGUCUCGUCCUUGUUAAAUUGUCAUGACAUCGGUCGUGAAGUUGCGAAGCAUGUAGAUAGAAAACCAAUGAAGGAGCAUUUGCUUAGGGAAGA
Messenger RNA from Aureobasidium subglaciale EXF-2481, 3562 nucleotides. RefSeq lists its product as uncharacterized. The transcript has a single exon. NCBI's taxonomy places the organism in Eukaryota, Fungi, Ascomycota, Dothideomycetes, Dothideales, Saccotheciaceae. Bases 398 to 3325 code for a protein of 975 amino acids. Gene Ontology annotation, molecular function: triacylglycerol lipase activity. The record is from RefSeq and is a predicted model, not a curated record.